CCACUUUCGUCCAUGUUUUGCAUUCAAUAUUAUUUCAUGACAUCAUGACAACCAUUCCAUCCAGGGGAAAAAAAAAUGUGUUAUGUGCACCAUCUUCUUUUUCAGAGUUUACUUCUUGUAGAAUUGUCAUUGAUUGUACCGAUGUGGAGAUUGCAGUGCUGGGCUUAAUGAGUCUGCAAAAUGCUACUUAUGCAAGCUACAGGGGUAUGAACUCAUUUAAAGUAAUUGUCAGGGUCACACCAAAUGCAGUAAUAACUAUUGUUAGCAAAUCAUACCCUGGGUCCAUUUCUGACAAAGCAAUAGUACAACAGUCAGGUCUGUUGAAUCAUCUUGUUGCAGGGGAUAUGGUUUUGGCCGACAAAGGCUUUCUUAUCCAUGACAUUUUGCCAAAUGAUGUUUCUCUUAACAUUCCACCUUUUUUGAAUAAUGGUGUUUUCACUGAAAGUGAAGCAAAGAAAACAAAAUCCAUUGCCAGAGCAAGGAUCCAUGUAGAGAAAGCGAAUGCAAGGUUAAAGGAUUUCAAAAUUUUAACUUUCAUCCCAUCUUAUUUAAGAUGUUGUGCUGAUGUUAUUUUUCAGUUAUGUGCUGCACUGGUAAAUUUACAAUUUCCACUUAUCAAAGAGGGGUGCGGGGGGACAGAGUUUGAGUAAUCUGAGUACAAAAAGGAUGUUUGCCUGUUAUCAGUAAACAAAUAUAAUGGUCAUUAUAUGAUAGAACUGAGUCAGUCGAAUAACUCUUCUUCAGUUAUGUAAAUAUACAUAAACACAGACAUAAACAAAGUCAGGAUGCCACUAUUUUGCAGACCGAUCAGAUUGAGUAGGGUUUCUUGAUAAGCAGAAAUACUGUUUUGUUGGAGGAAACAUUUCUUCAACGGCUUGCCAAGAGAGUGGUGUAUUUGCUUUGCGUUCCUUCCAGUUGCAUUCAACAUCUGUCCGGCUGAGGUUGUAGAUGACGUGAAUGAAAAGUGCAGCAGCGUGGCUGCACUCGUUAAACUUCCCCCUUGGACACUCACACUUACUUGAUCUUAUGGCAUUCUCAUUAUCUAAGCAAACCUAGCAAAUCAGAAAAAAAAAACGCGCGAGGGCAUGAAAAGCAACUUUUAAAGACUUCUCCAAACGAACGAACAGUUCCAUGCAUCGAACGACCUCAACAACAAAGCGUGUCAACGGCAAAGUUUGCGCGUCUAGUUAUUCCACAAUUAAAUUAUUAUGGAAAGGAACUGUUAUUUACUUAAAAAUCUCACUGAAAAGCAUUUCAAGCAAAAAAUAAAUGAGAAGCAGCAUCUGUAGUGAGUAUUCUGGAACCAUUUCCACUCACCGUGACUUUGUAGACUUUGUUUCGCAUGCUUGCGUGCACGUCUCCUCGUAAAAUACACUGACGAUAAGUAAAUGACUCCACAUGGCCUGAUUUGUAAUGGUUUUCACCCUUCUUAAUUGACUUCUGCUCUUCCCCGAAGAAAGAAAUGAACGAAGCGAUCGAGAGGGCCGACAUUUGGUAUGGCGUCGGUCACGUUUUGGGCCUUUGUCUAGAGCUGAAUUUUUUGGCAUCAUAGUAACGUGACGUCACCGCUUUAGAACUCUAUGCCUAGGAGAAAAAUUCGCAUUGAGUUUGAGGGAUGCUUAUAUCAAAAUUGGUCUAUUAACUGUGUGUUUGUCUAUGCAUCAGACAAAAUACUCACUACUCUAUCAUUCUAGUGUUAAAAAAUCUCCCUCACCUAAUAUUCUAAAUGUUGUUACCAUACUUAUUUUUUUUAACCUUUUUCUUUCGGCAUUAGACCUUUUGUCUUUUUUCCUUUUCCUUUGUAGCUUUCCCUCUUCCUUCCUUUCCUCUUCUUUAUUUUCCUGCUCAUUUCUUGAAUACCGUUCUUUCUUCAAGUCUUCAUUCUUUUCCUGGUCUCUCUCCUCUUCCUUUCUCUCCUGUUCUU
Molecule: messenger RNA, 1924 nt
Organism: Orbicella faveolata
Lineage: Eukaryota; Metazoa; Cnidaria; Anthozoa; Scleractinia; Merulinidae
Source: RefSeq, a predicted model, not a curated record